AUGUCAAACGAUAUGUCCGAACUCGAGAAAUCAGUCUCCGACUCGACAAAUGCACAAGGCACGAAAUAUAACACAAAUAAAGAGCCUCCUUACUCAGUAUUUGAUCGGCGGGAGAUGAUAAUUAUUGUUAUAAUAGCUGCUUUUACGACGGUGCUUCCACCACUGACAGCGAGCAUCUACUACCCCGUGAUCACCGUGCUUGCAAGAGAGUUGUCUGUUUCAGUCAAUGACAUCAAUCUGACAAUCACAGUCUACUUAAUAGUUCAAGGCAUAGCUCCGUCCUUCACAGGGAAUUUGUCCGACGAGACUGGUCGCAGGCCCGCGCUUAUCAUUUGCUUUGUCCUCUACAUUGCUGGCAGCAUCGGUGCAGCUGUGAAGGGAAGGUAUGCAGUUUUGAUGUCAAUGCGAUGUAUUCAGGCUGCCGGAAUCAGUGGAACAAUUCCCCUAUCCCAAGCCAUAGUUUCGGAUAUUGUGACGUCGGCGGAAAGGGGGAGUUAUACCUCAUAUGUUCAACUGGGGUGGAUGGUUGGCCCGACAUUUGCACCAAUAAUUGGUGGAUUGUUAAGUCAAUACCUGGGAUGGAGACCCAUCUUCUGGUUCCUCACCAUCUUCGCAUCAGUCGUCUUCGUUAUCCUCCUCAUCUUCCUCCCCGAGACAAGUCGCAAAAUCGUCGGAAAUGGUUCCAUAGCCGCCCCGAAAUGGAACACGUGCAUAAUCUCCUAUCUUCAUACUUGGUUGCGAAGCAACGGGGACCAUGUCAACACGAUCCAGUCUCAGUCUCCCAACGGCUCCCACAAAUUCCACAUAUCUGAAAUCAACCCCUUGCGAUCACUAAGUCUGUUCUUCACCGAUAAGGAGACGUCUAUUCUUCUUUUAUACAGCGGCUCCAUCUACGCAAGCACUUACAUGGUUUUAUCCAGCAUGCCCGACCAACUGCAAAUGAAGUACAACCUCACCACACUGCAAGGCAGUCUGUGCUAUUUCUCCACCGGUUUCGGCACGAUGUCAUCCGUUGUGGUCAUUGGCCGUCUACUCGACUGGAACUUCCGUCGUCACGCUCGUAUGCUCGGAAUCGAAAUCUCCAAGGACAAACAGCAAGAUCUCACAGGCUUCCCUAUCGAGCGCGCUCGUCUCCAACUCGGCAUCCCAUUCAUCAUCUUCUCCGGUAUCAUGCUACUCGUAUAUGCCUGGACCCUGCAAAUCCAAACACAUCUCGCGGUGCCCUUGAUAUUUCUAUUCUUUCAAUCAUUUGGUAGCUCAUGCGCAUAUUCCUGCUUCAAUAAUCUGAUCAUGGAUUUGAAUCAGCAAAGACCGGGCACCGCCUCUGCGGCGCUGAACCUGUCUCGAUGCUGGAUGGGGGCCGGGGGUGUGGCGCUUACCGGUCCUUUGAACCGCAUCGCUGGAAUCGGGUGGAUGGGCGUUGUAAUAGCCGGGGUUUGGCUUGCUUUUAGCCCGUUCAUUGGCCUGGUUAUUAGAUCUGGUCUGAGAUGGAGGGAGGGGAGGUUGAGGGAGGUGUCAGGGGAGUGA
Aspergillus affinis is the source of this 1527-nucleotide messenger RNA. RefSeq names its product MFS general substrate transporter. Gene Ontology annotation, biological process: transmembrane transport. Lineage: Eukaryota; Fungi; Ascomycota; Eurotiomycetes; Eurotiales; Aspergillaceae. The record is from RefSeq and is a predicted model, not a curated record. The coding region runs from base 1 to 1527 and encodes 508 amino acids. The transcript is spliced from 3 exons. Gene Ontology annotation, molecular function: transmembrane transporter activity.